UUUCCCCUGAAUCAAGCUCAUCUCGUCCACCGUUUCACCCGCGCACAGGCGCACGCAGUCUUCUUACGCUCGUAUCGGAUUAGCCACGCGCCCAUGGUUUCGUCGAUGAACCACUACAGAGAUCAGGCGCCCCUGUCCCUGUCACUCUCCCUCGGCGCCGUGGCCGAGCGCAAGAAGAAGCUCCGGCGCGCAGCGGCCGGAGGAGGCGGAGAGAGUGCUGCCGGGGAGUUCGCGUGCAAGACGUGCGGCCGCUCCUUCCCGACGUUCCAGGCGCUCGGCGGGCACCGGACCAGCCACCUCCGCGGCCGCCACGGGCUCGCGCUCGCCCUCGCCGGAGACCACUACUCCGUCAAGCCCAAGAAGACCACGUCCACGGACGACCAGAAGCCGGCGGCGGUACACCAGUGCCAUGUCUGCGGCCUCACCUUCGAGAUGGGGCAGGCGCUCGGGGGACACAUGCGCAGGCACCGCGAGGAGGCCGGCGUCGUGGCGCAGGCGCCGCCCGUUCUGCUACAGCUCUUCGUCUAGAUAGCUAGCUCCAUUGAUUGGUAGCAGUCUCUAGCUCCAUUUAGUUCAGUGUUCCUGCAGGUUAACCCGUGUGCGCGAUUUGUUGUACACGUUGUUGCACACCCUUAGUCGCAGGCUUCAUCAUUGGCUUAUUCGUUCCUACGUGUACAUAUAUCACUAGGACUUGUUCAUUCAUUCGUUACAGAGAUUAUACAUUGAUUCAUUCGUUU
Molecule: messenger RNA, 737 nt
Organism: Lolium rigidum
Lineage: Eukaryota; Viridiplantae; Streptophyta; Magnoliopsida; Poales; Poaceae
Product: zinc finger protein ZAT8-like
Exons: 1
Coding region: 94-528 (144 amino acids)
Source: RefSeq, a predicted model, not a curated record